This is a messenger RNA of Cottoperca gobio, 2603 nucleotides long. RefSeq names its product ferritin, heavy subunit-like. Gene Ontology annotation, molecular function: ferrous iron binding; ferric iron binding. NCBI's taxonomy places the organism in Eukaryota, Metazoa, Chordata, Actinopteri, Perciformes, Bovichtidae. Gene Ontology annotation, biological process: iron ion transport; intracellular iron ion homeostasis. The transcript has 7 exons. The coding region runs from base 958 to 1797 and encodes 279 amino acids. The record is from RefSeq and is a predicted model, not a curated record. Gene Ontology annotation, cellular component: cytoplasm.
UCCACAGUUCACAAUGUAUUUUUGUGCAAAAACCAAACCAAAGGAUCAAAGGGAUUGCCUGUGGAGCUCAGAGACAGGAUUGUGUCGAGGCACAGAGCUGGGGAAGACUACAAAACCAUUUCUGCUGCAUUACAGGUUCCCAAGAACACAGUGGCCUCCAUCAUUCUGACAUGGAAGAAGUUUGGAACAACUAAAACUUCCUAGAACUGGCUUCCUGUUCAAACUGAGCAAUCGGGAGAAGGGCCUUGGUAAGAGAGGUGACCAAGAACCCGAUGGUCACUCUGACCGAGCUCCAGAGAUCCUCUGGAGAUGGGAGAACCUUCCAGAAGGACAGCCAUCACUCCAGCACUCCAUGGAUCUGGGCUGUAUGGCAGAGUGGCCAGACGGAAGCCACUCCUCAGUGCAAAACACAUGACCGCUUGGAUUACUCUCGGACUGAGGAACAAGAUUCUCUGGUCUGAUCAAACUAUGAUUGAACUGUUUGGCCUCAAUUCUAAACGUCACGUCUGGAGGAAACCAUGCACUGCUCAUCACCUGUGCAAUACCAUCCCAACGGUGAAGCAUGGUGGUGGCAGCAUCGUGCUGUGUUUUUUGUUUUCAGUGGCAGGGACUGGGAGACUAGUCGGGGUCGACGGAAAGCUGAAUGGAGCAAAGUACAGGGAGAUCCUGAAUAAAAACCUGCUCCAGAGCGCUCUGGACCUCAGACUGGGCCGACUGUUUCACCUUCCAACAGGACAACGAUCCUAAGCACACAACCAAAAUAACUCAGCAGUGGCUUAGGGAGAACUCUGAAUGUCCUAGAGCGGCCCAGCCAGGCCCCGGACUUGAACUCAACUGAACAUCUCUGGAGAGAGACCUGAAAAUGGCCGUCCAUCAGCAGGUCACCAUCCUUCAGAAUCACACCAGCUGUUUCUUGAGGAUUCCACUAGCAGUGCAUGGUUCUGCAAAUAAUUCACCAUGGUUGGAAAAGUGCUUUCAAAAGGCCUCCGGGAUAAAGUUGUAGAAAGGCACAAGUUAAGUGAAGGCUACAAUUUUAUUCAGCGACUAAAUAGAUCUAGUGGAGCGACGUCAUCACGUGAUGACGGCGCUGCGUAUUUAGCUGUGGCAGCAGGGGACGUAACGUCAGACUGGGAACUUCUGUCGUUGGGAAUUGAACUUGGCCAUACAACCGGCUACUUGUGUGAAACGUCCGAUAGCUACAAACCAGGACAUCUCGAGACUUUGCUUAAUACAUCCAAAAUUAACUGCAUGGAUGUCGAAGAAAUGACGUCGCAAAUCCGACAAAACUUCCACCAGGACUGCGAGGCUGCCAUUAACAGGCAGAUAAACCUGGAGCUCUAUGCCUCUUAUGUUUAUCUCUCUAUGGCAUACUAUUUUGACAGGGAUGAUAAAUCCCUACCAAAUUUUGUAAAGUUCUUCCACGCACAGUCCAAAGAAGAGCGCCAGCAUGCAGAGAAGCUGAUGAGUCUGCAGAACCAGCGCGGAGGCAGAAUCUUUCUGCAGAACAUCAGGAAACCUGAUCGAGAUGAGUGGGGCGGUGGCCUGGAGGCUUUGGAUAGUUGCUUGCAGCUGGAGAAAAGUGUAAACCAAUCCUUGCUGGACCUGCAGAAAAUGGCGGCUGAGCACAAUGAUCCUCAUUUGUGUGACUUCAUAGAAACACAUUUUCUGGACGAGCAGGUCAAAUCCAUCAAACAGCUCGCUGACUGGAUAUCCAACCUGCGCCUCAUGGGAGCCCCUCAGAGCGGCAUGGCUGAAUACCUCUUUGACAAACACACCAUGGCUGACGAGGGCAGUUAAACUGCGCUGUGACACUGAUGAUCAUCCUGGUCAACCUGCAUGCCAGCCUUCCCCGUUCCCUGACUUGUAUUGCAUGUAAUGUGGAGAACACGGCUUUAUUUAUUGUUUGUUAGCUGUAAAGCAACUUCCAAAUAUUCGACAGGCACAGAUGGCUCUCUAAACUGGACUACUGCAGAACUCUCCUCACGUUACAUACCCGAUUACAGUGGAUCUAAGAGAUGUGUGACUGAGAAACUUGAAUUCAUGCCAGUUAUGUGUUCAUACUUUCUAAUAUUGUACCUGAUAUGAUGGUAAUAUGUCUGAGCUGAAAUUUUAAAUGCAUUUUAUUUUUUUUAUUUUUAUUUUUUUAAAUACAAUUUUCUUUGUGUAGUUAAUAUUUUUAAAGUAUUUUAUAAUAUAAAUUACAAUGCAACGGAAAUAAUAAAUUCCGUUUCUAAUUCCUCUUCAUUAUAAUAAUUUUUAGUUAAUUACUAUGAGUCGUCUGGUACAUCAUCUUUCACAUACGGUCCACAUUUGUCUCCUGAUUUAGCAUUUUCUUUAUUUCUUUAUUUCAAGGCUUAAAUUUAAUGAUACCUCAUUUUGAUAUUAUGUAAUUUUUGUACAUUAUAUUGUUCCUGCAAAGAUUGAAUUUAAGAGGACAUACAAUUUCCUUGUAUAAUAAAAUAUUAAUAAAUAAUUUCAAGCUUAAUUCUUUUGAGAAAAAAUUAGGGAAAGAUAAGAUACUUAAUAUCUAUUAAAGAGUACAUUGAUGACAAUGCUAAAAACACUCAAUUCUGUAAGAAUAAAGACAUUUUGGCUUCUUGGAA